This is a messenger RNA of Eurytemora carolleeae, 5085 nucleotides long. RefSeq lists its product as uncharacterized. The transcript has 28 exons. Gene Ontology annotation, molecular function: protein binding. The record is from RefSeq and is a predicted model, not a curated record. NCBI's taxonomy places the organism in Eukaryota, Metazoa, Arthropoda, Copepoda, Calanoida, Temoridae. Gene Ontology annotation, biological process: spermatogenesis. The coding region runs from base 47 to 4831 and encodes 1594 amino acids.
GAGAAUUUCCUUACAUGAUUAUUUUCAGACGUAUUAGUUGACAAGGAUGGAGGAUAGGGAGAUAAUAUCAAAGUUCAUUACCAGGGGAAAGACUGAUUUGUUGACAACAUCAGAGCUGUUGUCCAAAGAGAAAUCUGAACUAGUGAGCUCCCGUCAGACUGGUCUACAGCAGUUGGAGAAUGAUAAGACUGCUUACUUGAGAAAACUAGCUGAAUCAUUCUCCCAGCUAGGGAUUCAGUUCCGGGAUGCAAUCCAGCAAUCACAGGAUAAUCUCAAGUCGGCUGAAGAAGACUAUUAUCAGUGUUCGGACAAAGUACGUCUCGUUGAGAAAUCUUUUGGGGAAGGAGUACUCGAUGUAAGAACUAUGGAACUACUCUUCCAAUCUCUACUACAGAUUGAAGAGACAGUUUCGAGGAUAAAGGCUGUCAAGAAUCCUACCCUUCGAACUUUGCCGUGCAGACUUGGUAUCCAGGAUAUAGGGUAUCUGGGAACUAGUGGAGUUGAACCUGCAGAUUAUAUUCUUAUUGUGGAAACUGAACAGGCAGAGGCGGUUGUCGGGGCACAGAUCAACCUCAGGAUCAACAGCAAUACCAGCAAAGAACUGAAAGAAUCCUGUCUAGAGAACUUGAAAGUAUCCACCAAGUGUCAGACCUGGAUAGAUCAGAGUAUUGAAGUUGAAGUUAAAGGUCUGCUGUUGGCAGACGGAAACUCCAACAUUAUCUUCUCAUUUCUUCCUCAGAAAGGAGGACUGUAUACUGUAUCGGUGUGUUUGUUCGAGCAGCAUAUAUCAGGAAGUCCAUGUUCACUCCCCAUAUGUCUCUACACUGUACAGCAACCAUCUCAUGCACAACAGCCAGCGCAUGUACAACUCUCUCCGCUUAAAUGUGACAGCUCAACAUCUACUCCAAUCAAAGCAAAUCCUGGAUCAGCAUCAACCGGUGGCGGAAUCGUGACUGAAAGUGGAGACGUUUCUUGCUCUGGUUCCUUUGCAGCAAAGGCGUAUCCUGGUUUAUCAGACACUGGUAGGAGACUACUCUCAUCAACCUUGAACACAUCCUUGACCUUCAAUAAGAGACUAGAGGAGGUGCACGAGACGGAGAUCCUGGAGGGAAAGAAUGCGGAUUUAUCCAUGUCUGAAGAUAAUGCAGCUCAGGUUCAAACAAAGCAUUCUGAAGAAGCAAGUUCCUCUGGACUUCCCGAAAUCUCUACUCCAGUAGCGGUUGUCUCUUCUGAUCAAGAGAAACAUCAAGUAGAUCCUAGCGCUCCUCUUGUAGAUGAUAGUUUUGGAGGAGCUAGACCUAAAACCUUCCUGAGUACAUCUAGCAGUGAAACUAGCUCUCCGGGUGUGUCCGUGCUGCUUCCUGGAACUAAGACCCUUGCAAGGUCCUCUUCAAAAACCUGGAACGCAGGAACUAUAGUUAAGGAGGUGAAGAAGGAACGUUUCCUAGUCGAGUUCCCAGACUCAGAGCAGGAGACCAUUAAGCAGAAGUAUAUAGUGACCAGUAUACAGGAUGUUCCGGCAGAUGGAAUUGUUCAUCCUCAAGCAUUCUCCAGGUUUUCUAAGUCCAUAGAGGAGAUGCCGGCAGAAACAUCAUCUAUUCCGAGUGAUCUACAGGUUGGAGAACAUGUGAUUGCGCGCUGGAACAUGGAUCAAACCUGGUAUAACGCUGAAAUCUUAAAGAUAGAGAAGAACUACUGCACAGCUCUUUUCACCAGCUAUGGGAACCAGGAAAUUGUAAACCAUGUCGUUAGAUGUGUUGAUCUAAUCCCUAAGGAAGAUUUUAUUGAUGAGCAUGUUCUGGUAACCAAACCUGUACCUGAACACGGCUCUCUGGAGACUCAUAUAGCCAAGGAAGCUCUGGCAAUGGGAGCUGCCCAAGAUAAUGGAGCUGCUGAGCAAAAAGAUAUUCUUGAACACGCAGAAUUUGUUCUUGCAAAGUGGACUGAGGACAACACAUGGUACAGAGCACAGAUUCUGACUAGAGAGGAAAAUUCAUGCACCGUCAUGUUCUAUGACUAUGGAAACACAGAUAGUGUGGCGAGGUCAAAUAUUGUUCUAACGCCGUGCAAGAUUCCAGCAGCUGAUUUAAAGGAUGAAAAUAUUGAAAGCCAACCCACAAACAUGGUGUUAGACAUUGUUUCUUCAGAAGUAACUUCAUCACAUGAGACUCAGCUUGAAAAGAUUAUUGAUCCUGUUAAGGAACUCGUCGAGUUGGAAGCGCAUACUUAUGAUCUGAAGGAAGGAGAUCUGGUGCUAGCCAAAUGGGCUGAGGACAAAACAUGGUACAGAGCACAGAUCCAGUCCACUGCUCUUAAUACAGUUACAGUCCUGUUCUAUGACUACGGCAAUGCUGAUAUUGUUGACAAAGCCAGUAUUGUUCACAAGGAGUCUGACAUCCCUGUUUCUGAUUUAAAGGAUGAAAAUCUCGGGUCUGAAAUCCAACAGGUUCCCAAAGACGCGAGUGUCACUGUAGAUCCAACACCUAAUGCUCCUUCUACAACAGAAGCACACGAAUCAAAGAAUUUUGAAGUACUGUCCAGUGCUGAAACCCCUGUCUCCAGAGUACCUAUAGAUGAAGCCUCGCUACAGAAACAAGGCAACCAUGUGUUUGCAAAAUGGGGAGAAGAUCAAACUUGGUACAGAGCUAUAGUAACAUCUUUGUCAGAGGAUAAGGUUUCUGUUCUCUUCAUUGAUUAUGGAAAUACAGAUACAGUUGAUUUGAAUUCAGUACACCUUGAUAGCUCCAGUAUUCCCGAGUCGGAAGAGAAGGAUGAAAAUGUUUAUCUUGGAUUCUCUGAUGUAUCUGGUAGUAGCACAGAACAGUGCUCUCCUACCUCCCCUCUCAACCAGCAGAUGCAUUUUUACAAGGUUGGGGAUAAGGUAUUUGCUCAAUGGUCCGAAGAUGUAACCUGGUAUAGAGCUCUGGUUACAGGUUUCCAUGAAUCAAAAUACAAGGUUCAGUUUAUAGAUUAUGGAAAUGAAGAUGUCGUCACUCUUGAAUGCAUUCAAACUGAUCGCCAGAAAAUACCUUCUGGGGAUAGCUUUGACGAGAAUCUGUACCUUGGUCUUCAUUUUGACACUGCUCUGGAGGGAGGAGCAAAGCAGCUGCAGUUUGAUCUUGAGAAAGAAACUGAACCUCACACCAAGUCUCCAAAGGAAGUCAACAACAAUCUGAAGAUCGAGACUUCUGUAACCUCAGAGCUACAAGUCAAUGAUAAUAUAGAAAGUAAACCUCUUGGAAACAAUAAGACUCCGCCAACUUCUGAAACUAAAUCUCAGAAGAUAGUAGUAAACAGUAACGUAAAUGCUUUGAACAGUUCAACCCAGCAGUAUGAGCUGGGGUUUGUGUUGGAGAAGGCGGAGGACACUGAUUGCUUUACCAUUAUGUUCAUUGCUGCGGAUGUAGUGGAAAUAGUUCAUGUCGACAACAUUAGAAAUCUGGAUGAAAUACAGGAGGAAGAUGAACCGAAUCUUGAAGAAUUCAUUUCAGUUGCUGACCUACUUCUUAAAGAUAAAGGUUGUAUCGCGGACCUACUUGCUAAAGAUGAAGGCUUGUCUGACCUUUCGUCUAAAGAUGAGGGCGUCCCUGACCUAUCUGCUAGAGAUGAAGGCAUAGCAGACCUACCAGCUAAAGAUAAAGGAGGUGCUGAACCAACUGAAGAUGAUGAUUCUUUCCUUCGUAUCUUUCUGAAUCAUCAUGACAAAGAAUUGAAGAAUAGCGGAGGUCUGAGUGCGAACGUAAAACUAAAGAAUCUUUACCUGGAACUGGAGAAGUGGAAUCCUGGAGAUGUUGGAUACCUCCAUGGAACUGUUCAGGUUGUUGUUAAAAAAAGAAGCGCCGACUGCCUUAGUGUUGAGUUACUUGACGGAUCAAUUAAAACCGUCUCUCCCUUCACUAUUUCCUCGAACCUGGUAAAUCAGGCAGUUAAGCCAGAGUUCAAGUAUGCUGAUGCAUUGGAUUAUAGCUCAGAUGAAUCAAACUCAGCUGACUCAUCUGAAUGUGAAGUGUCUCCGCGUAUACCUGGAACUAGACUGUUGCUAAGAAUGCAGGAUGGAUUGCACCGACCUAUAGGAGUAGCUGCAGAUUCUACGUAUGUUUAUAUAGUUUGCAAGGACUCCCAGUCAAUCCGAAAGUUUACCAAGCGUGGAGAGUUUAUAAAGGCGUUCCUGGAGUAUCCUAAACCUAGGCAGCUACUUCAUCUCAAGCAGGGAGGGUUUGUGCUGACCUGCAAGCAGGGUCUGGUAUUCCUUACCCCAGAGUUUACUCCGAUCAAGGUUGUUGAAGGAAAGUAUUGUGGUAUAGCACAGGAUGAUAACAACAGGAUUAUAACUCUUGUUGAAAGGAAAAGGGAAGCUGACCAGCAGAUAGCUCUGAUCAAUUUGGAUAAUUAUGUAAUUGAAUCCAAGAUGAUGGUUAGCAAGGUGAACUCCUGCAAGUGGAUCACCUAUGACAGGGGAUCCCUGUACCUUAGUUGCCCAGGACUGCACAAGGUUGUCAAAGUAAAUAUGGACGGACAAAUUCUGGGAGAGAUGGUUUCAGUUGAUUCUCAGGAUCCUGUAAACACUGAAGAUGAGUUUGCUGUUGUAAAGAUGGAUCCUGCCGAGGUUGUGGUUCUAGAUUCCUCUGGAACUAUGUUCGUGGCGGAUUCUAAAAAUAACAGAGUUCAGGUUUAUAAUGCUGAGUAUGAAUGCUUGGGAUCCCUGGAUAUACCAGAGAUGAGUCUACGCCCCUGUGGAAUGCACCUGGACACCCUGAACAGAAUUCUCUACCUAACCUGUCACUGGUCCAACUCAACCCUCGUGCUACAGCUCGUGCAGUUUCAGGAGUAAUUCAUAGAUUUGAGUUAUUCCUCAUUUAACAAUGUACAUACGACAAAUUGACUGUUGUCUUUAUGGUUUGUUAAUUUCUAGUUAAAACGAUAUUGUAUCACCUUCUUACAAAAGUCGAUAAUUUGUUUGAAGCAGUAUUUUUUUUUAAUAGUUGUACCGGCCCUGUUUUUUUGUUAACGUGUAUUAUGUAACAUGUGAUAUUUUUGUAAAUUUUCAGUUCUCAUUUUCUGUAAUAAACAUUUAUACAGUGUGAA